Messenger RNA from Saxophila tyrrhenica, 1548 nucleotides. RefSeq lists its product as uncharacterized. Lineage: Eukaryota; Fungi; Ascomycota; Dothideomycetes; Mycosphaerellales; Extremaceae. The coding region runs from base 1 to 1548 and encodes 515 amino acids. Gene Ontology annotation, biological process: DNA-templated transcription. Gene Ontology annotation, molecular function: zinc ion binding; DNA binding. The record is from RefSeq and is a predicted model, not a curated record. The transcript is spliced from 2 exons.
AUGCAGGAAUUGCUGGCCUGCUUGCCUCCUCAGAAAGCAUGUCGAGAGUUGGUGUCCACGUAUUUCUCCUCUUUCGCCUCUCUAUUCCACAUUCUUCACGACCCGACUUUCCAGAGACAAUACAGCUACUUUCUCGAGGAUCCACAUUCGAUGCCGUUGGCCUGGAUAGCGCUCCUGUACUCUCUCCUGGCCACGGCGAUCCUUGCUCUCCCGCCUGACAGUGAGCUCCUCUCCGACCUCAGCAGGAAGAAGACACCUUUGGAGAUGUCUGCAGAGCUGACGCAGCGCUACCGAGAUAUGGCUGUGAGAUGCCUCGAGGCAGACCACUACCUGUGGAACCACAGUGUCACAACAUUGCAAGCCCUGGUCAUACUGAUUUACGGUAUCAACCAUAGCCAUGGCCAAACAUGGACUUUGAUAGGUCUCGCUCACCACCUUGCUUUGGGCAUAGGCUGUCAUGUUGAUCCGAAGACGCUUGGCCUGGGCGCGGUUGAGAGCGAGGAACGGCGAAGGUGUUGGGCUGGCUUAAUGAUGCUGUACACCAACCAAAACACUGCGCUCGGUCACAUUGCCAUGCCACACACGGCCUUGUACGCAACGUCGAGACCACCGGCAGAUGCCAACGAUGAGGAUAUCGGCGCGAACGGUCCGCGGCCCACGCAAAUGCGGAGGAAGGCAACCCAGAUGACAUACCUCUUACUCAAGUUCAGGUUAUACGACCUGUGCGCCGAAAUCUGCGAUGGAGUCUUGCGUAAGAAGACGCCCAACGUAGACGUGGUCAGAGAAAUCGACAAAGUCCUACAGGAAGAGCGGCGCUCAUGGGAAGCACGACUGCUGGAGGCUGCGGACACUGGCCCGAUGCCAGUCCAUCACUCCGCGCACCUGAACAUCCUGUACAGCUACUCUAAUCACUUGACACUACUGCUACAUCAACGUCAGGCGCUCGACCCAAGCUUCGAUCCUGCUACAGCGCAGUGGGCUCGCAACCGCUGCUUAGAAGGCGCAAAGCAUCUGCUCGAAGUGCACGCAGCCCUGAAUGAAGCACCUGAGCUGUCACCGUUCAGAUGGUAUGGACGGGGUUUGGGGAGUUUUCAUGCUUUCCACGCCGCGACACUUCUCACGCAUCUGCUUCGAAUUCAGUUUGCCCAAGAGGAAACGAGUGAUUGCGUCAAUCUACUGAAAAGAUGUCUGCGUAGGUUCGAGAGCCUGGCGGAGUACAGCGCGGUGUGCACCAAGGCUUUGCCCGUCCUUCAAGCAUUAGUACAUUCUCUUCCAGCACAAGCUGAGGAGACAAGGCUCAGUGGUCCCAAGGAGACUUCGCAACAGCCUCAUAGCCUUUCUGCAAUGCUACCUCGUCAGGGACAGCCGUAUCAGGCUCUCCCCACCUACCACGGCCAAGCGCACAAUGCAAUGCACGAUACCACAUGCUAUGACCUAAACGCUCUACUGUGGCGAUCUCCGCCUCAGCAGUGGUUGACGCCCGCGAACCUGCCGUGGGCCGACUGGACUGAUGCCGCGCAUAAUCACAUGAUGCCCAUUCUCGGCUGA